This is a messenger RNA of Prorocentrum cordatum, 1946 nucleotides long. The record is from the annotation of a GenBank genome assembly. Lineage: Eukaryota; Dinophyceae; Prorocentrales; Prorocentraceae.
AGCGCCGCUUCUACCCAGCGCCGCCGCUCCGCCCUCCCGUUGCUGCUGCGCCUCUCGGCCCCCGAAGCCAUGGAGCGCGUCGCCCGCAUCGCCGGCCACGUGGCGCCCUCUGGAGCGGCCACAGGCCUGCGUCCGCAGUCGGCCUCGUCCGCCACGUCGCCCAUCCUCGCGACGCUGAAGGGCAAGAUCUCGGCGUUGAUGAAGGAGCAAGUUGCGCUCAAGAACGACCUCCUCAAGAACCACGGCGAUACGAAGAUCCAGGAUGUCACCGUCGAAAUGGCAAUCAACGGCGCGAGGUCCAUGAAGACCAUGGUGACAGACACAUCCGACUUACACGAGGUCAACGGAAUCAGCUACCGGGGGAUGUCCUUGUACGAGGUCAACAAGAAGCUCCCUAAGGCGCCGGGCGGGUCCUGCGCUCUGCCCGAGGCGGCGUUCUGGUUGCUCCUGACGGGCGAGGUGCCGACGGACCUGGAGACCAGGGCCUUCACGGACGAGCUGCAUCGCCGAAGCUCCGUGCCCGCGAACGUGAUGGCCACCCUGAAGUCCGUUCCGAUCGAGACGCACCCGAUGACCCAGCUGUCGAUGUGCAUGCUCGCCCUGCAGAAGGACUCGAAGUUUUCCGCCGCGUACGACGCGGGGAUGAAGAAGUCCGAGUACUGGGAGUACGCGCUGGAGGACGCUCUGGACUUGGUCGCGAAGAUCCCAGUAGUGGCGGCCGCCAUCUACCGCCGCACCUUCAAGGAUGGCCCGGGGCCGGCAUACGACACCACCAUGGAUUGGGCGGCAAACUACGCGAACAUGCUGGGCGUCAACGACGGGGAGGAGUUCAAAGAGGUGACCCGGUUGUACCUCAUGCUGCACGCGGACCACGAGGGGGGCAACGUCUCCGCGCAUACGUCCCACCUGGUGGGCUCCGCGCUGAGCGACCCGUACUAUGCCUGGGCCGCGGGUCUCUGCGGACUCGCGGGACCCUUGCACGGCCUGGCGAACCAGGAGUGCUUGGGCUGGCUGCUCCAGGUGCAAAAGGACCUGAAGGGGCAGACUCCCACAAAAGAGCUUCUCACCCAGUACGCAGAGGACACCCUCGCCGCCGGCAAGGUAAUUCCGGGCUUCGGCCACGCCGUCCUGCGGAACACGGACCCCCGCUACAUUCUCGAGCGUGAGUUCGCGCUGAAACAUUGCCAGAACGACCCCCUGUUCCAGCUCGUCGACGCCUGCUACCAGGCUAUCCCGGAGCUCUUGGGGAAGAAAGGCAAGGUGAAGAAUCCGUUCCCGAACGUCGAUGCACACAGCGGCCAGCUUAUGCACUUCUACAACCUCAAGGAGGAAAACUAUUAUACCGUCGUCUUUGCCGUCUCCCGGGCCAUAGGCGUGAUGGCUCAGACUGUUUGGGCGAGGGCCAUCGGUCUACCCAUCGAGCGACCGAAGUCGGUGCCGCUUGACACGCUGAAGAAGCUUGCGACCAAGUGAAGUCUAUGCCUUCCCCGCGCAAGCCGCCGGCCAUGCUGCUGAGUCCAUCUGGCAUGCAGAGGCGGGCUUUCUGAGGAGUUUAUCCGCCUGGUUUCAUGCCCCAGUCUCGCCCAUACCUGUAGGUUCCAUCCGUCCGGAGUUUGAAACUUUUUGUUUAAAUCGGUCCGUGUAUCCGUUUCAGCACACCCCGCUCUUUCACACAUCAUGUGCCGUGCAAGUGCUUGGGCCUUGCAGGUUUGAGCAUGUGAGGGCUGUAGCUUGUUUUUCCCAUGGGGCCUGGCCGCCCCCCUCGCUGUGUUGCCAAAUAGGUAUGACAUAGCCGCAGUUCCUAAGCAGAGAUCGUCGUUUGAGCUACUACCCUGUCAAAGAGAUCGCCUGCCUGAGUGCUCCACUCCCCCCCCCCCGUUCUGCCUUGCUAAACAUGACCUGCCCAAGCGGGGCCCCUACGAGCGCAGCCGUCCGCGGCAACCCCC